Messenger RNA from Dermacentor andersoni, 1107 nucleotides. Its product is annotated as tetraspanin-33-like. The record is from RefSeq and is a predicted model, not a curated record. Gene Ontology annotation, cellular component: plasma membrane. Lineage: Eukaryota; Metazoa; Arthropoda; Arachnida; Ixodida; Ixodidae.
AUGCCCAGGUGGGACUCACUGACCCAGACUGAAGUCAACCCAUGGACGCGGUACCCGGUCAUCUUGGUCAACCUGGGCAUCUUCAUCAUCGCCACUGUGUUCGUCUGCAUCAUUCUGGUCGCGCAGGUGUACUCCAUCUACCUGCGCUGGGACGACAUAUCGGUGGGCCGCGGCUCGCCCCUGGUCAGCCUGGUUGUCAACAUCGACGUGGCACUGCUGGCGCUGGUCGCGUACCUGAGCUUCGUGUCCUCACUCGGCUUCCUAGGAGCACUGAGGGAGAACAUCUGCUGCCUCUACUGCUACGACUGGAUGCUUUUCAUCAUGAUGUUCACCUGCAGCCUGGGUUUCAUCCUACUCAUCAUCAUGCCAUUCCUCGCCACCAGGGACCUGCAAAGCGUUGCAAGCAUUGAACUGAUUGAGCGUUACCGAGACAACCCGGACUACCAGGGGCUCGUCGAUUACAUUCAGAUCCGGUACAAGUGCUGCGGGGUGACCGAAGCCGCGUACCUGGACUGGAACAGCAACAUGUACUUCAACUGCUCGAAUACGAACCCCAGCGUGGAGCGCUGCUCGGUGCCGCCAUCCUGCUGCCGGGAGCCCGAGAAGGAGAGCUUGGAGACGGUGCUCCAGCGGCGCUUCUGCGGCCGCAACGUGCUUGCCAUGAGCGAAAGCGAGGCCUGGGCUAAGGUGAACACCCGCAACUGCGUGAACAGCUUCUCCAAGCACGUCCAGCAGCAGUCGAUCACGCUGUGCGUGGCCGGCGUGGUGGUGCUGUGCGUGCUGCUGCUCGUCAAGGGCAUGGCGUCGCGCGUGCAGAACGAGAUCGAAGUGAUCGCGCGCCACUACAACCGGCACCAGCGCAAGCUCGAACACCGAGCGCGCGUCCGCCAGGCCUGGGAGCAGGCGCACUCUCCGCCUCGCGUCGUCGGCGCGGUCGACCGUGGUCGGUCACCGGCCCGUCUCGUGAUGCCGGCAUACGUGGUGCAGCCUGCUCUCGCCUACUACCCACUGCAAACCUAUCCGUAGUCGGCUUUAUUUCAAGUGGUAGCAUAGUAACCCAUGAAAAGAUUUCGCUGAUUACGAUUUUAGCUUGGGAAACCAUUCUGA